Molecule: messenger RNA, 3989 nt
Organism: Spirodela intermedia
Lineage: Eukaryota; Viridiplantae; Streptophyta; Magnoliopsida; Alismatales; Araceae
Source: the annotation of a GenBank genome assembly
AUGUUCCACGAGAUUGUCGAUACCCUGACGGGGGAGCACCACGAGAAAACCAGCAAGACGUCCACCAAGAUCAAAGCCUCCGUGGUGCUCGUCAAGAGCAACGUCGUGGGGUUCAAUGAUUUCGUCGACUCGUUCCUCGACGGGCUCCACGAGCUCGUCGGCAGCGGCAUCUCCUUCGAGCUCAUCAGCGCCACCAUCGGCGACCCAAGUGAGUUGACCUAGACCCGGAGAGUCCGCCCUUCGAGUUCAUCAGCUCUUCUCAACUCCGUUAUUCGAUCGCGUGUUGCAGAAAGGGGGAACAGGGGGAAGGUGGGGAAUCCGGCGUACCUGGAGAAGUGGAUGACGACGGAGACCUCGCUGGCGGCGGGGGACGCCAGUUUCCCCGUGACCUUCGACUGGGACGAGCAGCUGGGCACCCCCGGCGCCGUCAUCGUGAAGAACCAUCACCACGGCGAGUUCUACCUCAAGAGCCUCACUCUCGACGGCGUUCCCGGCCCCCGAAGCCGCAUCCACUUCUCCUGCAACUCCUGGGUCUACCCCGUCAGCACCUACAAUUACGACAGGGUUUUCUUCGCCAACGACGUGAGUACCCCAGUCCCAAUCUUCUCUAUUUACCGAAUUCUUCCGGCGAGUUCUACAUCAAGCGUCUAAUGAAGUAUAAUCCCCGCCAGGGGGCUCCAUUGCGAGGCCCAUAAAAUCUGGGCUUGGAUGUCGACCAGCGAUAGCUCGUAAUCUCAUAUUACUCUUCGUAAAGAUUAGGCUCCCCGAUACCAGGGAAGGAAGGCUAAGGUCGUGUUAUGGGAUCUGUGAACGGGCAGAGGAAAUAUUUUAAUUGAUAUCUCGUGGUUUUGGUGGGUUCUUUACUCGGGAAGACGUACCUACCGGGGACCAUGCCGAAGCCGCUGAAGCCGUAUAGGGUGGCAGAGCUGCUCUACCUCAGAGGGGACAACAUCACCCGCCAGCUGACGGAGGGUGACCGAGUCUACACCUACGACUACUACAAUGACCUCGGCGACCCGGACAAGGGCUCUGACUACGUCCGGCCAAUCCUUGGCGGCUCCAAAGAGUACCCCUACCCUCGCAGGGGCCGGACUGCCCGCCCGCCAUCCAAGACCGGUGGGUGCUCUCUGCUCUCUCUCUCUCUCUCUCUCUCUCUCUCUCUCGCUAUAAAAAGUAUAUCACGAUCUUACGUAUGAAAUCCAAUCUUGAAUGCCAUCAACAUGGAUGUGGGACUGGCCAGACCCAAAGACGGAGAGCAGGAUUCCGCUUCUGCUGAGCCUGGACGUGUACGUCCCCAGGGACGAGCGCUUCGGGCACCUGAAGAUGUCAGAUUUCCUGGCCUACGCCCUCAAGUCGCUGGUGCAGGCUCUGGCACCGGUCCUAGAAGCCGCCGCCGACCAGACACCCUUCGAGUUCGAUACCUUCGAGGACGUGCUGAAACUCUACGAGGGAGGCAUCGACCUGCCCGACUGCCCUGCCUUCGAGGACGUUAGGAACCAGAUCCCCUUCCAGCUGAUAAAGGAGCUCAUCAGGACCGACGGCGAGCACCUGCUCCGCCUUCCCACUCCCGACGUCAUCAAAGGUAACCGAUCAAACCCCAUCAUAUCGAGAAAUCCCAUUAUAGAUCGAUCAAACCUUUUAAUUUGAAGCUAACCACUCUGGUGUGGUUUUUACGACCCGGCAGCCUAUAAGUUCGCUUGGAGGACCGAUGAAGAGUUUGGACGGGAGAUGCUCGCAGGAGUCAAUCCAGUUAUCAUUAGUCUCUUGACGGUGAGCAAGAACCUGCGCGUUGAUUUUUCACCUCCAAACUUGGACCAUUAACAUAUUCACAUAGCAAAUAAAAACUAUUAAUUCACAUGUCUCCAUGAGCCAAGUUUGGCUUGGGUACACGUGGUCGUAUUAGGAUAAUCUCAAUUUGAAAAGAGUAAAUAAGUAGACACGUUGGAGUCAAUCAUACGAAUAUAUAUGAUUAGCUUGUUCUCAAUUAGCUUUGAUAAAUGCUCCAAUACAUUGAAAUAUUAUAUAAUGUCCAGGUCCUUGAACUCCUAACUUUCGAAGGUUCUUUAAAUAUGGAGUAUAUAAUAUAUAUUUAGGACUUAUAUGACCCAAUUUCCUCUCAUUAAAAACCCCAUUGCGCUGGCCUUUGUGAUAAAGUAAUUAGGCUAAAUUACCACAGCAUGAAGGGCGUAUUUAAAACUUAACAGGUACGCCUAAUCCCUUGUUGUCUACGAUCGAUUUCACCAUAUACUUCAUCUGUUUGAUAUACUCUUCUUCAGGAAUUUCCCCCGGUCAGCAAUAUCGACCCCAGUAUCUACGGGAACCAGAACAGCACAAUGACCGCGGAUCAGAUCGAGAAGAACAUGAAUGGGCUGACCGUCGAUGAGGUACGCAUUGAGGAACUCUCAGCCUGUGAACCCUCCAAAUGGUCUGGAUCCCCAAGCCGACUCCUGAGUUUGCGAAUGCCGAUUCUUCAGGCCCUGAAGAAGAAGAAGCUCUUCAUCUUGAACCAUCAUGAUGCUCUCAUGCCCUACCUCGAGCGCAUCAACUCUACGAACAACCGAAUCUACGCCACCAGAACCGUCCUGCUGCUGCAGGACGACGGGACUCUGAAGCCGCUGGCGAUAGAGCUGAGCUUGCCCAUCCAAGGAAAGAAGGGGGCCGUCAGUAAGGUAUACACCCCGGCCGAUCACGGCGUCGAGGGGACCCUGUGGCAGUUGGCCAAGGCCUACGCCGCCGUGAACGAUUCCGGCGUUCACCAGCUCAUCAGCCACUGGUAUGAAUCUCUCCAUCUGCUCACACCACGGGAACUGCAACUCGCAGAUGGACUCUAAAUCUCUCGCGUUUCCCGUCUGGAUCCAGGCUGAACACCCACGCGACCAUGGAGCCCUUUGUGAUCGCCACGAACCGGCAGCUUAGCGUGGUGCACCCGAUCUACAAGCUGCUGAGCCCCCACUUCCGCGAUACCAUGAACAUUAACGCCCUCGCCCGGCAGAUCCUCAUCAACGCUGGGGGGGUCCUCGAGAAGACGGUCUUCCCCGACAAGUACUCCAUGGAGCUGUCUUCGAGGGUGUACAAGAACUGGAAACUGACAGACCACGCCUUGCCAGUGGACCUCCUCAAGAGGUGCGACAGUCAUCCACGCUGUGAAGAUCGCCGAUCGUCUCGCGUUGUGCACGAUUCUCUGUUCGUCGACUGAUCUGUGAUUCACCUGGUGUUUCAGGGGUGUGGCUGUAGAGGAUCCCGCCUCCCCCGGGAGGCUCCGGCUGCUGAUCGAGGAUUACCCGUACGCCGUCGACGGCCUCGCCGUCUGGUCGGCCAUCGAGGAAUGGGUGGAGGCGUACUGCACAAUCUACUAUCCCUCCGACAAGACGGUGCAGGAGGAUACCGAGCUCCAGGCCUGGUGGCGAGAGGUGCGCGAGGUGGGCCACGGAGACAAGAAGGACGAGCCAUGGUGGCCGGCCAUGAGGACCGUGGCUGAGCUGAACCGGACCUGCAGCACGAUCAUCUGGAUCGCCUCCGCCCUCCACGCUGCCGUCAACUUCGGGCAGUACCCCUACUCCGGUUACCUGCCCAACCGCCCAACCAUCAGCCGGCGGUUCAUGCCGGAGCCGGGCACGCCGGAGUACACCGACCUUGAGGCCAAUCCCGACAGAGUCUUCCUCAAGACCAUCACAAACCAGCUGCAGAGCAUUCUCGGCAUCUCCCUCAUCGAGAUUCUUUCUAGGCACUCCUCCGACGAGGUCUACCUGGGGCAGAGGGACACCCCCGAGUGGACCUCCGACGAGAAGGCGCUGACCGCCUUCAACGCCUUCGCCAACAAGUUGAUCGUCAUCGAGAACCAGAUAAUCGAGAUGAACCAGGACAGUCGCCUCAAGAACCGUAAUGGCCCAGUGAAAUUACCCUACACCCUGCUCUACCCGAGCACCUCCAACUUCAACCGGGUCGGUGGGUUGACCGGCCGCGGUAUCCCCAACAGCGUCUCCAUCUGA